Molecule: messenger RNA, 249 nt
Organism: Schistosoma spindalis
Lineage: Eukaryota; Metazoa; Platyhelminthes; Trematoda; Strigeidida; Schistosomatidae
Source: the annotation of a GenBank genome assembly
AUGAAUGAUGAUGAUGAUGCUUUGGAUGAUGAUGAUGAUGAUGAUGAUUUGGAUGAUGAUGAUGAUGAUGAUGAUGAUGAUGAUUUGGAUGAUGAUGAUGAUGAUGAUGAUGAUGAUGAUGAUUUGGAUGAUGAUGAUGAUGAUUUGGAUGAUGAUGAUGAUGAUGCUUUGUAUGAUGAUGAUGAUGAUGAUGAUGCUUUGGAUGAUGAUGAUGAUGCUUUGGUUGAUGAUGAUGAUAUCAGAAUUUAA